AUGAAAUUGUUCCUACUUUUUGCAUUCUUAUUUUCUGUGGCUCACGGUCAAAAGCUAAUCAAUUUGAACACCCUGAAAGGAGGAAACGAGGUGAACCAGUUGAAUUCCUAUGCACCAUGUGGAAUUUACGUUUCGGCGGCUUCGGAUAAUACAGCAACUCUCCAAAAUAUUUUUGUGGUCCAGAAAGAUGGAACUAAAACAUCACUAUAUGAUAUCAAAAGCAAAACAAGCAAUGGAAAAAUGACACCAUUGGUUGUUAUAGAUACUGCCACUCUUACAACUUCUCUGAACACAAAUGUUCUCAAAGGACUGAAUGGAGUCAUUUAUUUGAGCCUCACAGCGCAGUAUAAUAAUAAAAACUUCAACGUCUACGACGUCAGCAGUACCUUCAACUUCAACCUUAAACCUGUCACCGUUGAGACUCUGACUCUUUUCCUGAACACUUAUCGAGGAACCAAUCCACUUCAAUCCUCUAUCAUCUCUCAAUGGAACCAAGAUCCGUCUAGCUCUUCAUAUAUCUACGCAGGAAUCCCUCAAGACCAAACGGAAUCCAAAAACACUCAGAUUUUCUCGAAUCCUGUAGUUUCUGACAAGUUCACUCAAUACUUUUCAAACGUUGAGAAAUUCACGUUGGCUUCUACUGUGGCAUUUUACUUGAGAACAUCCAAUGGAGGACCAAGUUUUAGAGUCGAGCCGGGAAGUUGGAACAUUGGCGAGUCCACAACCAGUGCGUACAGUACCACUGGAUUCUUCAUGAGGCCACAAGGAAAAAUGGAUGGUACUGUAACAACAGUGCACAUAAAAAGAGAUACAAGCUACUCGGGAACUUCUGGAGCUAAUAUGCUCGGUAGCCUUGAAAACCGUGGAAAAGUAUCCGUUAGCUACAACGAUGGUGCCUCGGCAUAUGACGACAACACUGUACCAAACCCAUUCUUCUCUCCAUGGAGCAUUCCAGUCAUUGGGGAAAAUCUGAAAAUCAGCGCGACGUCAGGAGAAUCCGGAUAUUACUACGUACAGUACUUUGUACUUCAAGGUGGAAAGAAAGGAUCUCCAACAAGUGGUCCUGGACAAAUUGAGACAACAACCAAAGCUUCGGGAGCUCCAACUGUUCCAAAUCCAGGAGCUCCAACUGUUCCAAAUCCAGGAGCUCCAACUGUUCCAAAUCCAGGAGCUCCAACUGUUCCUGGCCGCGUCGAGACCACAACCAAAUCUUCGGAUUCCAUUAAAAUCUUAUUUCCGAUUUUAAUUUUCAUUAGCUUCACCUGGUCCGUUUAA
This is a messenger RNA of Caenorhabditis briggsae, 1275 nucleotides long. The transcript is spliced from 7 exons. NCBI's taxonomy places the organism in Eukaryota, Metazoa, Nematoda, Chromadorea, Rhabditida, Rhabditidae. The coding region runs from base 1 to 1275 and encodes 424 amino acids. The record is from RefSeq and is a predicted model, not a curated record. Gene Ontology annotation, cellular component: membrane raft. Gene Ontology annotation, biological process: innate immune response.